This is a messenger RNA of Lentinula edodes (shiitake mushroom), 390 nucleotides long. RefSeq lists its product as uncharacterized. The transcript has 3 exons. Lineage: Eukaryota; Fungi; Basidiomycota; Agaricomycetes; Agaricales; Omphalotaceae. Bases 1 to 390 code for a protein of 129 amino acids. The record is from RefSeq and is a predicted model, not a curated record.
AUGUCGGUGACCGCUGACAUCCCAACACUUCAUACACCACGAAUUUCUCGUUUUGUGGAUGAUGUCCUUCAAUUUUCGGGAACCAAUGUAGGCACUGGCAUUAAUUCUAUCGUAGUUGGAUUCCCGGCAGUUGGAGGCAGACUCCAUAAUCGAUAUUUCGAGUCACCUAGUCCUUCGGUGAUCUUACAUGCAAGUUCCCUCAUCACCGCCAAGAGACUGAACGAUGAGGUCGUUUUCCGUGUUCCGUGUCCUCAGAAUACCAAACUUGCGGACGAGGUGGCGUUCCUUGACGUAGCCAGUCGCAAGCUCUCUCUUGUUGUCGUCCCUCCGUUGACGCAAUACAAAAUUCAAGGGGGCGCUGGUCUCAAAGUCCCCGCUAAAUCUGGGUGA